GCGCGCGUCACGGAGCCCGGCCUGGCUGACGGGGCCGCUGACGCGCUUGGCCGCGGGGCCGAGUCCGCGGGGCUGCACGCCGGGCGCCGGCGACAAUGGGCUUCUGUGUGUGCAGCUGCCGUAGCCGCUGGGGACCGGGGGGAGGGGGACGGGCGGCCGCUCCCCCACCACCCCUCCCUCUCGCCCGAGACCCCCGAAACGUAACCGGCCUCUUCUGCCCCUGGCCGGGCCCCGCCGGCUGCUUUUUUCUUUCCUUUUUUUAAAAAAUUUUAUCAGUCAGUUCUCCUUGCCCCGACCUCCGCUUCCACCUCCCCCGCUCCCCCUUCUUGGCCCCCAACAUGACGAGAGAGUGGGAUUUAGCCGGCCGGGGGCGACCACUUUGUGCGUCCCGGGGAGCGGGACCCGCCCAAGGCGCGCCCAGCGGGGGACGCGGUGACCGAGGGGCCGGGAGCGCCAGGCAGGGAGGAGAACUGCCAGGCUGGGCUCUCCACUGCUUUUCUAAAAAUCUUGGAAACUUUGUCCUUCAUUGAAUUACGACACUGUCCACCUUUAAUUUUCUCGAAAACGCCUGUAACUCAGCUGAAGCCAUGCCUUGUGUUCAGGCGCAGUAUGGGUCCUCGCCUCAAGGAGCCAGCCCCGCUUCUCAGAGCUACAGUUACCACUCUUCGGGAGAAUACAGCUCCGAUUUCUUAACUCCAGAGUUUGUCAAGUUUAGCAUGGACCUCACCAACACUGAAAUCACUGCCACCACUUCUCUCCCCAGCUUCAGUACCUUUAUGGACAACUACAGCACAGGCUACGACGUCAAGCCACCUUGCUUGUACCAAAUGCCCCUGUCCGGACAGCAGUCCUCCAUUAAGGUAGAAGACAUUCAGAUGCACAACUACCAGCAACACAGCCACCUGCCCCCCCAGUCCGAGGAGAUGAUGCCGCACUCCGGGUCGGUUUACUACAAGCCCUCCUCUCCCCCGACGCCCACCACCCCGGGCUUCCAGGUGCAGCACAGCCCUAUGUGGGACGACCCAGGCUCCCUCCACAACUUCCACCAGAACUACGUGGCCACCACGCACAUGAUUGAGCAGAGGAAAACGCCGGUCUCCCGCCUCUCCCUCUUCUCCUUUAAGCAGUCGCCCCCCGGCACCCCCGUGUCUAGCUGCCAGAUGCGCUUCGACGGGCCCCUGCACGUCCCCAUGAACCCGGAGCCGGCGAGCAGCCACCACGUGGUGGACGGGCAGACCUUCGCUGUGCCCAACCCCAUCCGAAAGCCCGCGUCCAUGGGCUUCCCCGGCCUGCAGAUCGGUCACGCGUCGCAGCUGCUCGACACGCAGGUGCCCUCGCCGCCGUCGCGGGGCUCCCCUUCCAACGAGGGGCUGUGCGCCGUGUGCGGCGACAACGCGGCCUGCCAGCACUACGGCGUGCGCACCUGUGAGGGCUGCAAAGGGUUCUUUAAGCGCACGGUGCAAAAAAACGCGAAAUACGUGUGUUUAGCAAAUAAAAACUGCCCAGUGGACAAGCGGCGCCGGAAUCGCUGUCAGUACUGCAGAUUUCAGAAGUGCCUGGCUGUUGGGAUGGUGAAAGAAGUGGUUCGCACAGACAGUUUAAAAGGCCGGAGAGGUCGUUUACCUUCGAAACCGAAGAGCCCACAGGAGCCCUCUCCCCCCUCGCCCCCGGUGAGUCUGAUCAGUGCCCUCGUCAGGGCCCAUGUCGACUCCAACCCGGCUAUGACCAGCCUGGACUAUUCCAGGUUCCAGGCGAACCCUGACUAUCAGAUGAGUGGAGAUGACACCCAGCAUAUCCAGCAAUUCUAUGAUCUCCUGACUGGCUCCAUGGAGAUCAUCAGGGGCUGGGCAGAGAAGAUCCCGGGCUUCGCUGACCUGCCCAAAGCCGACCAGGACCUGCUUUUCGAGUCGGCUUUCCUAGAACUAUUUGUGCUGAGAUUAGCAUACAGGUCCAACCCAGUGGAGGGUAAACUCAUCUUUUGCAAUGGGGUGGUCUUGCACAGGUUGCAAUGCGUUCGUGGCUUUGGGGAAUGGAUUGAUUCCAUUGUUGAAUUCUCCUCCAACUUGCAGAAUAUGAACAUCGACAUUUCUGCCUUCUCCUGCAUUGCUGCCCUGGCUAUGGUCACAGAGAGACACGGUCUCAAGGAACCCAAGAGAGUGGAGGAGCUGCAAAACAAGAUUGUAAAUUGUCUCAAAGACCAUGUGACUUUCAAUAAUGGGGGCUUGAACCGCCCCAACUAUUUGUCCAAACUGUUGGGGAAGCUUCCAGAACUCCGUACGCUUUGCACGCAGGGGCUACAGCGCAUUUUCUACCUGAAACUGGAAGAUUUGGUACCACCACCAGCAAUAAUUGACAAACUUUUCCUGGACACUUUACCUUUCUAAGACCUCCUUCCAUGCACUUCAAAGAAACUGGAAAGAAACCUAAAACUGUCCAGAGGGGGCAAGUCACAAGGGCACAGAGAUACCCCUGAGCUGCCUCAGCUCUAGCCGGCCCCCACCCCUUCCAUACACCUUGGCCCUUGAUCUCUAAAGAAAACAAAACAAACAAACAACAACAAAAGCAAAAACUGUUACUAUUUCCUAACCUGCAGGCAGAACCUGAAAGGGCAUUUUGGCUCUGGGGCAUCCUGGAUUUAGAACAUGGACUACACACAAUACAGUGGUAUAAACUUUUUAUUAUCAGUUUAAAAAUCAUUUUAUUGUUCAGAAGCAAGCUUCUUAAUGUAUGACGGAAAACAUUUGGCCAUGUUUGGUUGUUGCAGUUAAGACAAAUUUAAUACACAUAGACACAUACACACACACCCACAUUGUAAGGGGACCCACAAGUAUUGCCCUUUAAAAGACUUCAAAGUUUUCUGCUGUAAAGAAAGCUGUAAUAUAUAGUAAAACUAAAUGUUGCGUGGGUGGCAUGAGUUGAAGAAGGCAAAGGCUUGUAAAUUUACCCAAUGCAGUUUGGCUUUUUAAAUUAUUUUGUGCCUAUUUAUGAAUAAAUAUUACAAAUUCUAAAAGAUAAGUGUGUUUGCAAAAAAAAAAAAAAGAAAAAAGAAAUAA
This is a messenger RNA of Globicephala melas (long-finned pilot whale), 3053 nucleotides long. It is a transcript of the gene NR4A2, whose product is annotated as nuclear receptor subfamily 4 group A member 2. NCBI's taxonomy places the organism in Eukaryota, Metazoa, Chordata, Mammalia, Artiodactyla, Delphinidae. The record is from RefSeq and is a predicted model, not a curated record. Gene Ontology annotation, cellular component: nucleus; transcription regulator complex. Gene Ontology annotation, molecular function: nuclear glucocorticoid receptor binding; zinc ion binding; nuclear receptor activity. Gene Ontology annotation, biological process: central nervous system neuron differentiation; regulation of transcription by RNA polymerase II; cellular response to corticotropin-releasing hormone stimulus.